AUGGCUGAUAUAGAGGCUGACGUCGCCAAAAAUGGCUCCGAGGAGCACGUUACCCCUCUGUCGACCCAGAAGCCGCAAUGGUACCGCAGUACGCUAUUCAACGCAUGUGUCAUUGGAGGCGUUGGUUUUCUAGCUCCAGGUCUCUGGAAUGCCAUGAAUUCUCUAGGCGCUGGAGGAGCUGAAUCACCAUAUCUAAUUAACGGGGGGAACAGCCUUGUCUUCGGAUUAAUGGGCUUCUUUUGUCUGUUUGGGGGGCCAAUUGCCAAUACAAUCGGACUCUCAUAUACCCUCUUACUCGGCGCCAUCGGCUACCCUCUUUAUUCGGCUGCACUCUAUACUAACAACCGUUUUGGCAAUGAAUGGUUUGUCUUCGUCGGUGCCGUCGCCUGUGGUAUAUCUGCCGGUCUCUUUUGGGCGAGCGAGGGAGCCAUCGCUCUUGGAUACCCAGAGCCUACCAAGCGUGCCAGAUAUCUCAACAUCUGGGUAUGGUUUAGAACCCUUGGACCAAUUGUUGGUGGCGCGAUUGUGCUGGGUCUGAAUGUGAAGACCUCGCACAAGGGAAAGGUCGGCUAUGUUACCUACAUUGUCUUCAUCGUCUUGCAGUGCCUAGCGGCUCCCCUUGCCUUGGCUCUGUCGCCGCCGGAGAAGGUCCAGAGAAGUGAUGGGUCCCGAGUUAUCGUCAUGGGAGAAAAGUCUAUAAUCGCCGAGUUCAAGGCUUUGUAUAACACCUCCAAAAAGCGCAAUGUCCUUCUCCUCCUUCCCAUAUUCUGGGCUGCCUAUUUCAACCAGUACAGCGGCAACUUUCAAGCAUAUUAUUUUAGUUUGAGAGGAAGGGCGCUCAUAGGGUUUGUCAGCAACUUCGCGACGCUCUUUUCUUCACAGAUUCUCAGUCUGUGGCUUGACUGGUCUCGUUUCUCUGUUAGAAAGCGAUUGGAAUAUGGGUACUAUUAUGUCGUUGCUACUCAUAUUCUCUCCUGGGUCUAUGGCUGGGUAGUAUCGGAACAAUACACGUCCAACCCCCCCUUGUUGGACUGGAGUACCCCUGGCUUUGUCAAAGGCUUCUUUGUUCUCUUCCUGUGGAGCUUUUCACAGCAGGCGGCCCAGAGCUGGCUAUACUAUCUUGUAGCUACCAUGACAGAUAACGUUUCGGAGCUCACUCGAUUGACAGGUAUUUUGCGUGGCCAGGAGAGCUUUGCCCAGGCUGUGUCUUAUGGUCUCAAUACGAAGAACUGGUACGGGGGACGAGUGCCGCUGGCUGUAAACACAAUUCUUCUUGGAUUGGCCGUUGUUCCCACUUAUCUUGUCGUUCGUAGUCACAAUCCUGACGAGACUGAUGCCGAUCGAGCAGGGAAGUCGCCACAAGCAAGCGAUGAACUACUGGAAACAGAGAAACAAUAG
This is a messenger RNA of Trichoderma breve, 1398 nucleotides long. RefSeq names its product major facilitator superfamily domain-containing protein. The transcript has 3 exons. NCBI's taxonomy places the organism in Eukaryota, Fungi, Ascomycota, Sordariomycetes, Hypocreales, Hypocreaceae. The record is from RefSeq and is a predicted model, not a curated record. The coding region runs from base 1 to 1398 and encodes 465 amino acids.